GAGAGCUCUUGAAGCUAAAAGACCCUUCACAAGGCAGAAGUGGGUUUUGUGAUCAUUCAUUCUAUCCCAAGAUGAUGACAGAAUUCAAGAAAGCUGCAGCUCAGAAUCCUCAGGAGGAUGAAGGGCUUCUGAGAGUGAAGGUGGAGGAAGAUUUUGUCUGGGGGCAGGACGCUGGCUCAGGGAGAAGUGAUUUUCUCAAGCAGGAGCUGUGCCGGCAGCUGUUCAGGCAUUUCAGCUACCAUGACGCGCCUGGGCCCCGCCAGGCACUGCACCGGCUCCGUGAGCUCUGCGGGCUGUGGCUGCAGCCCGAGACGCACAGCAAGGAGCAGAUGCUGGAGCUGCUGGUGCUGGAGCAGCUUCUGAGCAUCCUGCCCGCGGAGCUGCAGGCCCUGGUGCGAGAGCAGCGCCCGCAGAGCGGGGAGGAGGUGGUGGCAGCGCUGGAAGGCGAGAGAGGCAGCGGCGAAGCCGUGCUCCAGGUUCCAGUCCCUGGACAUGGACAGGAAAUAUUCAGGAGGAAGGCUGCAUCUCCUGGACCAGCAUGUACUGACCAGCUCCCGCCAGUGGACACCAAGGACCUUCAGGCUUCCUCAGAACCCUCUCUCCCACUGAACUUGGGUCAUGAGAGUGAAAACAACGUGUCUCUGUCAAGUCUUGACGCUCAUGAAAACACAGGCUCACAGAGAAUUGUGUCAGGACGACCUCCGACAUUUGCCUCAGAGGAGUCUGCUCAGCCUUGGGACGCCUCCAGGUCUGCGGGCCAGGCAAAGCGGCAACAGGAAAACAGGCCUGGGGAGGCUCGGAGACCAUCGUCUGCUCAGGACGGAGGUUUUAGCAAAACCCUCACCCACAAAAAUAUACUUUCAGGUGAAAUAAUAAGUCAGAAUGGAUGUGACAGACGCAUACAUCUGAACCCAAAUGAAUUUACACACCACAGAUCUUGUAAACACAGUACCUAUGACCAAAGUCUCCAGUGGAAUUCGGGUUUUAUUAUGCAUCAAAAAAUUUAUGUUGGAGAAAAAACUCCCCAACGUGGAAAAUCUCUCAAGCACUCAAACCUUAUUAAACAGACAGCAGUUUUCAGCGGAGAGAAAACCCAUCAAUGUAGUGAGUGUGGGAAAGCUUUCAGGCACAGCUCAAAGCUUACCAGACACCAGAAAACCCACACUGGAGAGAGACCCUAUGAGUGCAACGAGUGUGGCAAAGGCUUUGGCGGGAGAUCAGAUCUCAUUAGACACCAGAGAGUCCACUCUGGGGAGAGACCCUUUGAAUGCAAAGAAUGUGGAAGAGCCUUCAGCCUGAACUCACACCUCAUCCUGCAUCAGAGAAUCCACACCAGAGAGAAACCCUAUGUGUGCAGUGAAUGUGGGAAAACCUUCAGGGUGAGCUCACACCUCAUUCGACACCUGAGAGUCCACACUGGAGAGAAACCCUAUGCGUGCAGCGAGUGCGGGAGAGCCUUCAGUCAGAGCUCGCACCUCAGCCAACAUCGGAGAAUUCACAAGAGGGACAGCCUAUUCAUGUGAGGGACUUAAGUUCAUAGGGCAUGCUAAGGAAAUAGCAAAAUGCGGGAAACAUUGACGACAAAGUAAAUCCUGGUGGGGUGAGUGGCUGACAGCCGGCGUCUCUCCUCCCUCUGUCCUCUAGUGUGCGGUCCUGCCUGUGGUCUGACCUCUCUGCUUUCUGAAAGGCUCGGCUGCCGAGCCAGACAUUGAGCAGAGUUGGGGGAGGCAAAUAAAUAGGUUAGCCCAGCGGUGGAGAGAGGACAGAAAAGGAUCUUCUUAGAAAAUAACCCUGAUCACGACGGGGGGGGGGGGGGGGGGGGGCUCCGGAGAGAGUCGUCCUCAGCCCCACGUCGUGGUUCUGCACACGAAGGCUGCCGAGCACAGAGCUGGAGGGUGUGUGAAAGGGGACUAAGCACUGCUGGCCCUCCGACAGGUAGGGUGUGAUCUGCAUCAAGGCCCUGCCCGGAAGCACACCCAAGGCAAGAGGCUGGAGUCAGAGAUUCCAACAGGAAGGAGGGGUGUGGAAGGAAACGGGGCAAGAGGUGGGGCCAGAGGUGAGCAAUGUGUUCAAGUGGGAGGGAGCCUAGAUCUGGAGGCGACAGAUGCAGUCCUGUGACGGGAACCUUCCUGCCACGUGUGCUGGGUGUCUGUGGACACCUUCCUGGGCUGAGAGGACAGAGACUGCGUUCUGGGGCCUCUCGACUGGCCACGGACAAGUGAGGAGGGCAGAGGGAGUCGGUACCAACAACAAGGCCUCUGAAACUUUAAACCAGCACAGAAAUGCCUCUAUUCCAAAUGCCUUGCCCGUGUUCCCAUUUAUCCUGUAAUAUCCUGGUGAAUAAUAGAGUGGCUAUUAUCCUUAUUUCGUUGGAGAAAAUUUUGAGUUAAAAGGAGUUCAGUAACUUGUCAACAGUUAGAAGAUUAUGAGGUGAAAAGAAGGAUUCAGCUGCUCAUCUAGAGAAACGGUUGAGCCAUUACCCAGGGCAUCUGGCCGCUGCAGAGAAGGUUUAUGACUGUUUGUCUAAAGGAUCACCCCCAUACGAGGGUUUGACUUGGAAAAAUUGCCACGUCCAGAGGACAAGACCUUCAAGCUUCUCUUGCUCAUCCCCAUGACAUCUUCUUGUUCCUGAAUUCCUAGUGAAACUGCCACAGCGUGCGGCCGUGCGGGCCGUCCGGUGCCUUCUCAGAGUUGAGCCACCUGGAACCUCUCCCACUCUCAUCACAUGCGUGGAGUUUAUCUCCUUGGAUUCUCGCACUUACGACAGUGACACAGUUCUCCCGACCUGGGUUCUCCCGUGUCCUGAAAGCUGGGGGCGCUGAACAUAGGCUUUCCCACAGUGUAGUUUCCCCUGUGCUUGACAAGAUUCGAAUUCCAGGUGAGAUUUUCCCAACAUGUAUCACCUGUUUGUCUGAGGCACCUGCACAGCUGCCUUCCCCGUCUGCCCCCGGUGAGUCACGUGCAGGUCUCACCUCAGAGGUGGUGGCUGAGUGCCCGGAAGGUCCUGAGCUGGGCUCGGUGCUGUUGUCCAGCCUGGAAACUCUUCAUUCUAUCUUUUGGUUGUUUUUAUUAAUGGUCACCCAAGGGUAUCUUUCCCCAUAGGUUUUUAGAAAGUGGAAGGGAAGGCGGAGGAGGGGGAGGGGGAGAAGGAGAGAGAGAGGCAUCGAGAAGCAUCCAUGUGAGAGAGAAACAUCGAUUGGUUGCUUCCCGCACAUGCCCUGACUGACUGGACUGGGGAUUGAACCUGCAACCCAGGUGCAUGCCCCUGACUGGGACUCAAACCUGAGACCGAUGCUCCGGCUGACGAUGUGACCACCGAGAAGCACCAGCUAGGACUCCUGAUUUUAUCUUUAAACUUGUGCUUUGUGAGUGAGUUAAAUAGGAGAGAGGGCCCUGUGCCUGAGCAGAGGACAUAUCUGUGUUUCUUUGCCCCCCUGUCGUAUCGAGCAUUUGUGUUCCCCAUCAGCACAGAUUUCAGUGGGCCCAUGAGUCUUGGGAGUUCACUGAGGCUCAGAAUAUGAAGGGGAGCAGAGUAGGCCACCCCAAAAUGGGCCACUUUGGCAUGUGAAUUAUUUUGAGCUGAAGGAAAUCGAGACCCAGCAGACUCAGGAAAAAGUUUAACCGCUCCCUCAACUAUCCAAAAUUUUUACUGUGGGCCUGUCCUAGAAAGAGAGCUAUGAAGAGAGUUCACUUUUACCUGAGUGACCUUUAUGUAGGACAGGGCAACCCUCAGAACCAAGCAUCUGCCCUUAUCUUCCUGCGAAUCACCUUCCCCUGGAGCACAGGCCCCAUCCGCCCCCCAUUCCUCAGCUCAGGGUGACAGACAAGCCUCAACUGCCUUUGGAUCUUAUCUUUGUUGGUGCUUUCGUAUGUACAAAAUUAAAAUUGUUUUUCUCUUGUCA
Myotis daubentonii (Daubenton's bat) is the source of this 3902-nucleotide messenger RNA. RefSeq names its product zinc finger protein 165 (gene ZNF165). NCBI's taxonomy places the organism in Eukaryota, Metazoa, Chordata, Mammalia, Chiroptera, Vespertilionidae. Gene Ontology annotation, biological process: regulation of transcription by RNA polymerase II. Gene Ontology annotation, molecular function: DNA-binding transcription factor activity, RNA polymerase II-specific; RNA polymerase II cis-regulatory region sequence-specific DNA binding. The record is from RefSeq and is a predicted model, not a curated record.